Molecule: messenger RNA, 2238 nt
Organism: Xiphias gladius (swordfish)
Lineage: Eukaryota; Metazoa; Chordata; Actinopteri; Istiophoriformes; Xiphiidae
Gene: jam2a
Product: junctional adhesion molecule 2a
Biological process (GO): leukocyte tethering or rolling
Cellular component (GO): cell surface; protein complex involved in cell adhesion; tight junction
Source: RefSeq, a predicted model, not a curated record
GCCGAAUCCGCACAACGAGAGGAGAGAGGACGUUCGUCCGCGUCUUUGAUAGUGACCGAAGCACGCCGUCCCCAGCCAGACUUUUUCUAAGCCAGGACACCGGUGACUCUCGCUCGUCGGUCCCGGCUCUGCGUCCCCGCUCAUCAGCUCUCCUGCCAGCAGCGCCCGCGCCGUGCCGUGCCGUGCCGCGCCGUGCCGCUCCGGGCGGGCCGGUCCGCUCGCAUUCCGCUGGAGAGCAGUUUAUUCCCUGAAAGGCUGGAUGAAUUAUUGGAGAGUUGUGAACAAGUGCGAGAAGAACGCUGAGGCUCGGGAUCUGCCUCCUGCUCCGUCCAGGAAAGACCAGACCCGGCCAGAGUUGUGGACGAUAAUGGAGGGGACGUCCCUGUAUCUUCCUAUUGUUAUUUUACUGAUGCAAUGUUCCCCCUCGGCUCCCGUUACCGUGUCGACCGACAGAUACAAGGUGGAGGUGGACGAAUUCUCAGAAGCGGUGCUGUCCUGCAUGUUCCACACAGAGAAGGAACAGAACCCACGCAUCGAGUGGAAGAAGAAAGGGAAAGAUGUUUCCUUUGUGUACUUUGACGGACACUUCAAAGGUUCCUUUGAAGGUCGGGCUACCAUUCAAGGGGCCACGGUGACGCUAAAAAGGGUGACCCAGGAGGAUGCCGGGGAGUACCGCUGCGAGAUCAGCGCUCCUGGUGACUCUGUCAGCCUGGGCGAGACCAACGUGACACUGAAAGUCCUGGUGCCCCCCCACACCCCGUCCUGCGAGAUCCCCAGUUCAGCAACGACGGGCUCAGCGGUGCAACUGCGCUGUAGGGACCAGCAGAGCAUCCCGCCUGCUACAUACACCUGGUUCAAGGAUAACGAGGCAAUCAGCCAGCCCCGUCACGCCAACGCCACCUAUUUAAUCAACUCGCACACAGGAGUACUGGAGUUCAAAGCUGUAACAAAAGAGGACACCGGCCAGUACAGCUGCCAGGCGUCGAAUGGGGUGGGACUGCCCAAGAAGUGUGAGGGCAAGCACAUGACAAUAGAGGAUGUCAACAUCACGACAGUAGUGGCAGCGGUGGUUGUCUGCCUGGUCAUCCUGGUCUGUGGCUGUGGAGGACUCCUCUUACACCGCAAUGGUUUCUUCAGCCCAGGACACAGAGGAAGGUCCUUUUGGAUCUCCCAGUGUCAUGGUGCAGCCCACAUCAGCAGCCAAACCCUGCACAGAACAGAGGACACGUCCAAUGUCAACUAUAUCCCUCCGCCCCAAGAACCCCAGGAUUUUAAACACACCCAAUCAUUCAUGCUCUGAGAGGCUGGCCUUUCUUUGAGAAUGCAUCACCCUUGUGAUAAGGUGCCAACGUUGGAUUCUCUGAUUUUACUUUCUCUCUCUCUCUCUGGACUCUGAACGAGCUCUUGAUCUUCCAGUACAUGCUAAUUUCCUUCUUCCUCUACCGCUCCUUCUGGAUGGGUUACGACAAGCAAAUUAGCGAGGCCUCUUACUCUCUUGCUUUGCUGUGUGGUCUGCUUCUGUCAUUGACGUUUUCUGCUCGUAUGGGAGUAAGUACAGUUUCGUGGCACUCUGCUCCCUCCUGGUGGUCAGAUGUUGAAAUCUUUUUCUGAAUGAUCCAGGGACUAGCGGAGACUUCUACACACUUUAAUUCCUUCUGCAGGCCAAUUAUAUAUUAACUCUGUCUUUUCUUUUACCGAACAUUGAUGGUUUAAUUUAAGGGGAAUUUUCUUUUUUUCCGAACUGAAACAUCACAAGGGAUUUCUCGUCAAAGCCGUAUGGAAAGCAUUUCAAUCUAUUCAAACAUAAAUGCAGUUUACCUCAGCCAAUAUUCUGUCUUCUGUAACACUGGGGCCCCCAGCGCCACAAAAGAUCCUCAUGAACUCUGUCAACACAAAACCAGACAAAGCAAGUCCGGGAGAACAAGAAGCCACUCCAGCCAAUUCUAUUGAGACCAACCCCAUUCCAUCCUAAUGUGCCUGCAUGGUCUUUUUAGAUAUAUAUAUACAUACAUACAUAUAUAUAUAUAUAUACCUUGUGCCUUUUUAAUUUGUCAUUUAACUAUGGAUCACAGUUUUUUGUAAAGAACUUGCCUUACUUUUUUCUGUCUUUAUAUUUUGUGCCACUAUUUAUCAAUGUUUAUCAAAAAAAAAUGGAGUGUCUGUUUUUAGACUGUGUGAAUGGAUUGUUCAGAGUUUUAUUUGAAUGGUGUAUCGGUAAUAAAGUUUUUUUUUUUAAUG